AUGAAGACACAAUAUAUUUUUUUAGUUAUAUAUACAAUUUCACUUGUAAGCAUUGCAAGUUUAGUAAAUAAUUUUGUUCGGGGACCUUAUAUGGAUGAAAUAUUUCAUAUUCCACAAGCGCAACAAUACUGUAAAGGAAAAUACGAUGAAUGGAAUCCAAAAUUGACAACACCACCAGGAUUAAAUUUAUUAUCAUUUAACGCGUUAACGUUAAGUUUAUUUCCUGUCGGAUGGUUUUUCAAUUUUUUAUAUUAUACUGAUUCUGGAUCAACUUUUUUUGUGUUAUGGAGUUAUUUGUUAUCUACCGAAAAAAAAUAUUGGAUGAGUGCAUUAGUUGGAGGUAUAAGCGUUUUAUUUAGACAAUCAAACAUCAUCUGGAAUUGUUUUAUUUUGGGUACUUCUUUAUUAGCAGUGUUAUCCGAUAGUAAUUACGAUUCAAAAAUCAAUGGAAGAAUGUCUUAUUAUAGAGGAAUUAAUAUUAGAUCAGAUAUUGCAAUUAAAGAAAUAAAGGAUUUCUUAAUAUUAACUUUAAAAAAUUCUCCAAUACUUUUUACAAUAUUCUUUCCUUAUUUUUUAAUCUUUUCAAGUUUUAUCGCUUUCCUUAUAUGGAAUGGUGGAAUUGUAUUAGGGGAUAAAUCAAAUCACACAGCGGUUUUACAUAUACCACAAAUAUUUUAUUUCAUUUCUUUUACCACAAUAUUUUCAGCACCAAUUAUAUUAAAGGUUGAUUAUGUUGAUAGAUUAAUAACCG
Molecule: messenger RNA, 751 nt
Organism: Funneliformis geosporum
Lineage: Eukaryota; Fungi; Glomeromycota; Glomeromycetes; Glomerales; Glomeraceae
Source: the annotation of a GenBank genome assembly